Molecule: messenger RNA, 9312 nt
Organism: Phasianus colchicus (ring-necked pheasant)
Lineage: Eukaryota; Metazoa; Chordata; Aves; Galliformes; Phasianidae
Gene: ZNF438
Product: zinc finger protein 438
Biological process (GO): regulation of transcription by RNA polymerase II
Cellular component (GO): nucleus
Molecular function (GO): RNA polymerase II cis-regulatory region sequence-specific DNA binding; DNA-binding transcription factor activity, RNA polymerase II-specific
Source: RefSeq, a predicted model, not a curated record
ACAGUAUUUUAUUACCUUGAAGGAUAGAGAUCAACUUGUUGGGCAUAAAACGAGCACUUUAGAGCAAGCAGUUUGUGGAUUUUUUUAAAUAAUUUUUAUUUGGCAUCAUCAGUCAAACCUUUCAUGUUGCUGAAAUCUAUUGCCGUCUUUGAAAAAUCAGUCAUUCUAAGCUGGUACAAAAUCAGUUCGAAGACAGAUUUUUCUUGCUUUACGAUUUCUUAGAAGCUCUUGAGAGCAUCUCCUCAAAAGAAUAAGUUAAAACUUAAAAUAUAUUCUUACUCUCUUCUAUGAACCAAUAACAAUGGAUAUAAAUUCCAGCCUUCCUCAUAUUACAACACAAAAACUAGCUUGGAAGAAUAUUAGAGGUUGAGAAAUCACAUCUUGAGAAAUUAGAAAAUGUCAACUAAUAUUAUUUUGACAAUUGUGCAUUAUGAUACAGUUCUCAGUUAUGUUCCAAACCUUUUAAAAAAAAAAAAAAAGUUUCACUGAGUCAGUAACUGCCAUGUGCUUACUUUCUUUUUAUUGUUGGGACUGUGUGCAAGACUGUUAUGCUUAUCAUCCCUAAACUUGACACUUUCUCCUACUUGCUCCUGCAAGUCCAUCCUCUGCUUAAUGUCUGGAUCUCUGUUCAGUCCCAGUCUCACUGUGCAGUCAGUUUUAAGGUUAGAUCAAAACAACUAGCUGAAAACCUCCAUUCAGCCAUCCCGUUACACUGGAGGUAUCUAACUGCUGAAGAAGAGGAAUUUGUCAAUUUGAGCUAGUAGCCUUAGGGCCCUCCUAUAGACAGAGAGAAACAGAAACUUACAGGGCACCACUGAUGACCACUUCAGGAGUCUUCAGGAGAGAAACUGCAGCCCAGUGUAUUGGCCUUUCUAGUUGCGUUGAUAUAUGGCAAAAGUAUUACUACGCAAACAUACUUCUUGAUUUGAUUCUGAAAAUAUACUACAGUGCUAAGUACGAGAAAAGAAUGUGAGAUUUCGUACAUCUAUUUUUAAUCUGUUUAAUUAUUCUCAACUACUAAUGCUCUUCUAAGUAGUGCAAGUUUAUACUGUACUUUCUCAUAUGAUCUGAAUUCUUAAUUAUGUACAUAAACUUUUCAUUUUAUUCUACAUGAUUGUCCACUACCUUUCUUAUAAUUUAUAUAAAGGAGCGAGUAAAAACUCUUCUACCUAAUAUUUAUUCUAAACAAUUGCCAAUGUAAUCUUUAAAACAGUUAUUAUCUCUGUCCAUUGUGAGAUUGUAAGAAGAGAAAGAAAUAUUUUUACCAGGUACAACUACUGCAAUUUUCUUCUGCUAUCAUUGAUUCUUAGCAAGUUCUUAAGUUCUACUUAAUUUCACUGCUAAGAGUAAACUUCUACUACUUUGCUUCUAAGAAAAAGUCAUUCUCAGAAAACCUCCAAGAUGGAAUUGAGAUCACUGACACACUUUCCCUUAAAAUAUUCAAAGAGCAGUGCCUCAGCAUAUCAUAAACUAUGAUGUUGAGGGGCUAUUCCACACAAAAUAGCAUCUUUAAAAAGGGUUGCAAGGAAGUCUUUUUCUUUUUUUUUUGUUAAACUUGACAUUCCAGAUUAAAAUUUAUUACCUCUGCUUCAAAGUUUCUAAAGCUUAUCGUGAAGUGUGGUUUUAGGAAAAUUAAUAUACUCUAUUAGAAGGAACUGAUCUUUUCUGUGAAUAGUGAACAGUCUACAGUGGAAGUUUAUAUUGUCUCACUAUUCUCAUCAGUUAUCUUUUUUUCUUUCACCAGCAACAGAUAAACCCACUGUAGUAUUUUAUGAUGUUUUUAAAUGAAAUCUAAUAGCUGGUAAAGACACAAACGCAUUUGCACAUCAGAACGAAUAUUUUGUGUCUCUUCAGAUGGCAGGUAAAUAUAUCAACAACCUUCGUAUGGUAAUUAUGUCUCAUUUGUAGUUCAAGAAGUCAGGGCAUAUACUGAAUACAGCAACAUUUUUGCUCAAGUAAGUUAGACAUAAAUGACUUCAAAAGGAAUUACAACUAUUUAGGACCAAUUGGAGGAUUCACCUUCAAGUUCAUUGUAUUUUAUAGGCUCUGUAAUUGCCAAACACUGCAGAUUUAGUAGGCACAAAAAGGUGAGGAAUAAAUUUGUUUAUUUUUAAACUUCAGUUCCUGCUGAGAUUGUAAAUGAUUUUUAUAUGAAGUAUUCUGAUGCACAGAAGCAGUUCAGAUACAUACAUUCCAAGCAGAACACUUAACUAAAGAAAGUAUCUUAUUAUAAAUGUACUUUGAUUCUCAAAUGAUUCGAAGUCAAUUUGUCUGUCCUAUCACCUGAUACUUCAUAUGCCAAGAUGAAGAAAUCCACAUCUAUAUUUACAGACUUUAAAUAUGCUAACAUACUGAGUACACUGCAAAGUUAGUUUUUCAGCCUUAGGUAUAUGUGGAGUAAUAUGAAGAUUGGAAAGGAGUAUAUCGUUCUUGCAUCUUCUCCUGUCUCGACCUCUAUUUUUGCAAUUUCUUGUGCUUUUUUCCAAGCACAUGACAACAGAAAGCAGAAUUAAAUGCUUAGCCCAGCCCCACUUCCCCUUCCCAACUCCCACUUCCCAGAAGAUGUGCUAAUGCAACUUUUCAGAUCCAUCGCUGCAGCUGGGGUGACCCCAUCGUCCUCUUUUUCAGCAAACGGCUGUGACGUGACAGAACAGCUGCAGUAAACGUGGGGCUCAGGGUGUCCCGACUGAGCUCCAAAGAGAUUGUGGUGAUGGAGACAGCAGAAGACACCAAGCUGAGAGGUGCAGCUGUAUGACAGAAGGGGACAGAAGCUGAGCUACGCCCCAUCCCUGGAGGCACUCAAGGCCGGGUCGGGUGGUGCCCUGGGCAGCCUGAGCUGCCGGGAUAAGCCCUGACCAGGCAGAGGGUUACGACCGGUGAUCUUCAAGGCCCCUUCCGGCCCAACGCGUCCGCGCGCCUGUGAGGACGAAGGAAACGCAGGGCCGGGAGGACCAGCGAGGUGGGUGGCUCAGAGCGAGCGCGGCCACCCACUACAAAGCACGGGCAGCAGCAGGGCGGUGCACGGGCAGCCGAACGCAACCCCGCGCCCAGCAGCCACCCACCGCUGGGCCGCAGCCACCCCUCGGCGGCCCCGCUUUCCCGCCAACGCCGGCACUACGCCUGCGCCGCGCCGGGGCAGCGGCCUCCCCGCGGGCCGUGACGCCACACCGCCUCCGUGACGCCGCGGCGGCGUGACGCGGCACGCAGAGGGGCGCGCGUGUUCAGUGAUUUGCUGCUUUAGACCAAAAGGACUUUCUUCAUCAGUGACUUGAUGUGUUUUGAGGAGUUUUAUGUGAAGAGGAAUUAAGAUGAAUGAAAUACUUUAUUGGCCAUAGCAGGAUCAGGAUGUGCAAGGAACGUUGUCCUAUCUAUUAGUGGGCAUAAUGCAGAAUCCUUUAACUUUUUCUGCAGGUGGUGUUUUUUUGCAUGCUAAUCCUGCAGAGAAACAAAGUGUUCAACACAGUAUGCUGGGUCAGCAAAAGCAAGAAAGUUGUGCUGGAAAGACAGUAUCCACAGAUAAACACAAAUCCCCUACGGACAUAAUACAAACUUUUCAGAAGAAAAGUCAGUUUAGGACCAUUGCUCCAAAAAUGGUGCCAAAAGUUUUAACAUCUGGAAUGGUUUCUUGUCUUCAAUCAUCUUUGCCUGAACAAUGUACAACGAUUUCAGCAGCAGGUUCUAAACCACUGGUGGUACCAGCUCAAAACUUUGCCAUCAUGCAGGUUGCUGGUCGCGAGGGUACUUUUUCUCUUUUGGCCUUGCCAUACAUUACCCCUGCUGUGAUACAGCCAAGCCAGCAAACAAACAUGGCCCAUUCCGAAAACCAAAAGUUGCCUAUCCCUCGCUACCAAUCUGUAAGAAACAAAUUGCUUUGUGACAAUAAAACAAGCCACGCCUCUGUCUUGAAUACACAGAGCAAGGUAUCUACCAAAGGACAAAUCUCACUGCAGACUUCCUCCAUGACUGCCUUAGCUGAAGACUGUCCAAAAAUUCAUUCUAGCUCAGAUUCAUCUGAGCCAGUGAUGCCGACAGAGCAUAAUUCAUCUGAAAUGAUGGUUUCCACAUUACAAAGAAAGAACACUUGUGUGGAAUCUGGAUCUCCUUCAGUGAACAAAACAAAAACUGCUAUCAGUAAUGUUUCUGGACCAUCUAUAAUUAAAGAGUCUUUAAGCAAGCCAGAAAAUUCAAGUAAUCCUGUGAAAUUUAGCUUUGACUCUGUGAAGACAGCAUCUGCAACCACAAAAGAGUCAUUCAUUAUGUCAGAGAAACUAAAGGAAAAACCCACAAAUUCUGCAAAUUCUGUUUCUGUCCUGUCACCAGCAGUUUUUGGCAGUACAAUACAGAUGACUCCACCAGCACCAACAGGAAAACUUCCUAUUUUGCCUUACUCAAGAAUGAAAAAUUCAGUGCUUUGUAAAUCACAGAGUACUAACGUAAAGGAUAUAUCUGGUAUUUCACUAAGACCUGAAUGUGAAAAGACACCAGCUUUGGUGAAAACCUUUCAUCCUCCUGCUAAAGCAUCUAAUAAACGAUUAGCUGCAUCUUUGACUCAAGCCCCCAAACAAACCAUUCCAGAAAAUACUUUCUCUCCAUCCAAUAAAGUGGACGUUGACAGCCUUAAAAAGUUGAAUGGUACACCCUCUAAAAGGAGAGGCAGGAAGAGAAGAGUCCAAGAUGAUUUAUUGGCUUUUCAGGCCAAGCGAAGGAAAUGCAUUGUUAAUAAAUUUAGAGAAGUAAGAGAGAGGGUGAAAGCUGAUCUUCAGCCACCUGAAGACAAAAAAGCAGAGGCAGUGAAAAAAUACCGUAACAUUAGACCCAAACCAGUGGUAGUAGUGCAGGCAAUUGCACCGCUGACUUCUACAGCACUGGUAGAGGAAAAGUGUCCUGACCAUUCAGACAAAGGUGUUUUUUUAAACAGUUCACUUGCCAAUAAAUAUUCAAGUUAUAAAUAUAAUGAUACCACAUCAGCUACAUCAAUUGAUUUGGGUAGAAAUGCGUACUCAGCUGUACCCAAGCCAUGGCAUAGAUGUCACGUAUGUAACCAUAAGUUCCAGUUCAAACACCAUCUUCAGGACCAUAUGAAUGCACACACAAACAAACGACCCUACUCUUGUCGAAUUUGCCGGAAGGCUUACAUUCAUUCUGGAAGCCUGAGCACACAUAUGAAACUUCAUCACAAUGAAGGCAAACCCAAAAAGUUUGUGUGUUGUGAAUUCUGUGCUAAGAUUUUUGGCCAUGCAAAAGUAUACUUUGGUCACCUGAGGGAAGUGCACAGGGUUGUUAUUAGCACAGAGCCUUCCGGUAGUGAGCAACAGAUGCAAGAUGCUUUGAGGAACAGGGACACAAAUAUAAAAGAGGCAGAAGAAGCAACAGAAAGGGGAAAUAGAUGCGAUUUUGAAGACCUGUUCCAUAAUCCAGGAGAAGUUAAAUUACAGAUCAGAUGUGGUCAGUGUCAGUUCAUUGCGCAGUCUUUUGGUGAAAUGAAGUUUCACUUGUUAUGCUCUCAUGGAGAAGAGAUCCAGGGAAGAGUAAAGGAAGGAGCUCUGCAAGGAAAUAGAGGAGCUAGAGGAGAGCUUAUCAAACAUGCAGCUCAAUUCUGGAAACAGCGCAAUGAAAGAAGACAUUUGGCAAAAUGCAGUGACAACAAGGAGGAGUUUUAUACAUUUCCAAAACUGAAAAGACAAAUAUACCUCCACCAUCAAAGUAAUGUUGAUACAUUAACUAAAACUGAAAUGACUCAGUCAGGAAGCAAUGAAGCAGCCAAGGAGAUGCAAAAUGUAGGUUGUGGGACACCAAGCAAAAAGAUUGAAUUUUGGUCUAAAGCUGGAUAUAACUGCAUUUUAUGCAAGCAGUUAUUUGGAAGAAAAGAGGAUCUUUGUAAUCAUUGGCAAAGUUGUCAUAACUGUGAAGACACUUCUAUUUUAUGGACAAUUUUUAGUUUGUUCUCAAAACAGGGAAUUUUUGAACUUUCUAGCAUUGGUGAAUAUUGAGGCUCAGUUCUAGUGCUGUGUUGAUGAACUGACUUGAGAUGCAUUGCUUCAGAAGUUUGCUUACUAUGGUGGCUUUUUAGUUAUCAGUUACAAUCUUUGCUCACCUUUGUUUUGUUAAAUAGAACAUGUAUUAAUCCAUUAUCUUUCCAGAUGGGUAAAUGCAGGCUGAUUAUGAAGUACUGUACUUAGUAUUCACUUUGCAGCAGCAAAUACUCAACGCUAAUGGUUAAAAUGAAUAAGACGUUUAAGUUCCAUUACACACAGAAAUAAAUCAGUUUACAUGAAGUAAUCCCAAUCUUGAACAAAAUGGCAAACCAGAUUGAAAGUGUGAUUUCAAUCCUGACUGUGGUUCUAGAUUUUAUGCCAAAACUGUGUUUCUUUGCAGAUCAGUAGAUCAUUUUGAAGGUACAUACACACAACCUGCAUUCCAGAGCAUAGUUAUCUUCAAAAACCCUUUACAUUUUGUUUUCUGAAUUUCAGUCUUUUUGGACACUAAGUUUCUUAGGUGUUAUGUUCAGUCCUAGUAAUAGCAGGGAUCUUUGGACUUCAAUGUGAAAAAUCUACAGUUUUCUUUUUUCUUUUUUGCCUGUAGACCUUUGAUUGAAAACAAGAGUUAUUCACUACCUGUGGAGAUGGAACUCUCAAAGCUUGACUGCUGUAUGAAAGUGAAAAAAAAAAAAAGAAAAAAGGUUGUUUUAAAGAUAGUAAUUUGAGUUUGUUACUGCAGGGAAAUCUGAUGUUCUGCAAUAGAUCACAUGCUUCACUGUGAACUUUAAGCACUUUCCAUGUUCCUCCAGUGGCAGCAGCACUACUGCUGUGAACACCUUUAGCAGCAUUCUGCCUUUAACACUCUUGGUAUUUCUCUUUUAUUCCUGUGUAGUUGGCCCAGACAUAGCUGCAAAGGGAAAUUGUUCGUCUGAGUCUAUGAUACAGGUAAUGAGGUUUUUUCACUUGUAUCUCCACAUCUACUGUACAGAUGGAUCCAGAGGCCUUUCCCAGCCGUUCUUUGUGAUGCUGUGAAGUCACUAUAUCGCUGUUCAACAGAAAUCAGUGUAUCAGAAAGCAAACUGAAAAAUACACCAAUACUAUUUCUAAACUACUACUCCAUUCAUUUCUUCUUGUGGUCAAACUGUAAUUGAGGGAUUAAGUGAUGAAAGAAUCAUUCCUACAAUGCCUUGCGUGGCCUCUCACUGUUUUGCAAAAGAAUUUUGUGAAGAGAUCUAAAAAAUGUUGGGGAUUUCAAGGGGAAUUCCAGAAGCUGUUGGAAUAUUUUGUGUAUGUAUGUUUUUUGUUUUUAAACAGUAAAGGCAGCUUUCUGAGCCAGUGGUUUUGAAUGUUGUUUCUUGUACGGUGCUGUGCCUGGUGUUGGACUACAAGACUGAAGCUGAGAAAAAAUUAAAAAAGGAAAGGUUUCAUAGAAAUGCAGGGCUGCUCAGUGAGGUGGAAGAGUCCCUGUGGAUUUUUACUUCUUUCUUACUAUCUGUUCCUUUGAAUACACAACUGAUUUGUUCACUGUUUUAAGAUAAUACUUUGUAUGCUGAACUGCUGUAAAAACACAGUUCUUAUGCUUGUGUGAAAAACAUGUUUUAAUGCAUACAAUAUACUGAGUAUAGUUUAAAAUGCACUGAAACGAGAGCAGUGCUGACACUGAGUUCCCCCUAUGCAGGCACAGCACAGAUGAUGGCUGGGUAGUCCCUCCAAAAUACUUUCCAAAAGUUUGUUUUAAAAUGAUGCAUCAGAGCCAGUGAUGUAGAUGAGUGGUUUAGUGCUAUUUUUUUUUUUUUUUUACCAAGAAGAGUCACUCUCUCGUUUCCUUAAAGGAGGGGCUUGCUGUGCUCCUGGGGGAGGUUUGGGACUCAGGAGCCAGUUGGUUUUUUUUAUUUUUAUUUAACUGGAAAUUCUCAUGUACAAUCCUUCACUUUCAUUAUGUUCCUGAACUUCUUUCCCCGUCUGUAGUCCAGGCCAAGUGGGUAAACAGGGCCCAGAUUUCAGCAAUUUAAAACCUGAAAAUAUGUUUUAAAGCAUAGUUCUAAGCUGCUUCUCGGUGUUCUCAUAAAUGUUUAAAAUUAGAAACCUUUUUUUUUCUGAGCCUGAAAGCAUUCUUACAUUUCAGGCUAUUAGGAUUAUGGUAGAUCAUGAAAGGUUGGGGUUUUUGAAAAUACAUCUGUAUUUGAUGCAAAGCUAUUCUUUGUUUUAAAAACGCAUUUGUUUUGAAUUUGUGUUCAGUUUGAUAGCAUUUGGAAGUACGAAAUAAGCUGUAUUUACAGUACUGUUAGAUAGUGCUGUUCAACAGAAUGGUCGUCAUGAGUGCAGUUUGUUGUUUACCUUCAAGUCGGACAAGCUAACAUCUGGUUUUGCACAGGAAUUAUAGUUUUAAAUUGUUAAAAUGAAUGUUAUUGUUUUUGUAGCUGUAGUUCUUUUCCCCUCUGAUUUUUCAUUAAAUCUCUGUUUCAGCUUUGCUUUUAAACUUGAAAGCGGUUUCUCGUAUGGAAAAUUGUUCUUUCAUCAUCACACCAUAAAUAAUCAAAGCUGGAUGAGUUCCUCUGCUUCUCUGGCUUGCCGAAUAUUGCCCUUCUCCAGCUGCAGAGCUACAGUUUCCUAUGGCUAACAUAUGGCUAACCUAUGGCUAACAACUAUGCUGCCAGCAUGGUUGCUGGCAGUAAAUUUUUACUUCAUUUAUUUAUUAGCAUUUAGAUGUCUGCUGUUUUGCUCCAUCAGAGUUUCUGUCAUACCUCGUUAGAUACCUAUUUUAUCUACUAUUCACUGAGCUCCUUAGAGUCAGUGUCAUAAGAAGGAUGAACAGGUAUUUAGGAGAGUAGAUUUCAACCCUAACUUUGUGCAGCUGAUGCUGACGUUUGAGAAUCACCAGCUUAUCUAGGCUCAGCCAUGUAGUAUAUUAUAUUUCUACAACGCAUCCACCUACAUACGCAUCUUUUUUUGAAAGAAAUGUGUACUUCAGAUUCAGCUCAUGUCAGUUAUGAUUACCAAACCUGUACAAUGUAGGUUUGCGAUUAUUAUGCAUAAAGAUUAACACACUAUUAACUAUAGUAGGUUGACUUGUCAAGUUCCUUAUGGCUCUAAAAAUGAAAAUCUCUUCAUGCUGUGUCUGACACAGAAAAGAUCUGGUCUCAUGGAGAAGAUUCUGAUAGCUUAAAAAGAAUGGCAAAGUUUGUCCUCAUUUCACUGGGUGGUUUUAUAGCUGAUCUGUCAUUGUUUAUGAUUUCCUCCACUUUUUCUUAAAGUGCCCUAAUUUUUCUUUGUUAUUAAGACUAAGGAGGACCCAGGCAGGCAAGUGAGUUUCAUGAAGACGUGUUGAUUUCCU